AUGGGUAACGAAGUUUUGCCUUUUUUGAUAAUGGUGAUGGUGCAAGUUGGCUAUGCAGGAAUGAACAUUGUUGGAACACUUGUCAUGGAUGCUGGAAUGGACCCUUUUGUCCAUAUUGCUUAUCGCCAAAUAAUUGGAACAAUUUCCCUUGCUCCCUUUGCUUAUUUCUUCGAGUGGAAAACUAAGCCGCAGUUGACAUCAUCUAUUCUUUUCUGGAUUUUCUUAUGUUCUUUUUACGGGUUAACCGUGAGUCAAAUAGCAUACUUCGUUGGGUUAAAGAAUUCCACUCCUACUAUCGCCUGUGCAUUAUCAAACUUAAUUCCAGCAGCCACUUUUCUCCUGGCUAUCCCUUUUGGGUUGGAGAAAGUGGGGUUUAGAAGUAAGGCAGGGCAAGCCAAAGUGUAUGGUACAAUAAUAUGUGUUGGUGGUGCCAUGUUAUUGUCUUUGUAUCAUGGACCUAUUAUAAUUGGUCAAUCUGGCAUCCAUUGGAAAUUUGCUGAAAAUACUGAGAAAAAGAAUUCUACUGGCCAUGUCAACUUAAUCUUGGGACCUUUAUUGCUUAUUGUUAGCACUAUUUCUUAUUCAUUGUGGAUUAUUUUUCAAGCAAGAGUGAGCGAGAAGUAUGCAGCUCCAUACACAAGUACAAUGCUAAUGUGCUUAAUGGCAAGUUUUCAAUGUGUGAUAAUUGGGUUUUUUGUGGUGCAUGACAAAGCUGCUUGGUCUCUAGACCGUAUGAGAACUAUUGCCGUUCUUUACAAUGGAAUUGUAUGUACUGCGUUAGGAUAUUGUCUAACUUCAUGGUGUAUACAAAGAAAAGGUCCUCUCUAUGUCUCAGUUUUCUACCCUUUAAUGUUAAUCAUAACGGUCGUUCUUAGUUGGACUUUGCUUCGUGAGAAACUAUAUCUUGGAACAGUUGUAGGAUCGUUCUUGACAGUAGUGGGAUUCUAUGGUGUCCUAUGGGGAAAGGAUAAGGAGAAAUCGAAGUCGGAGACAGAAAGUCAUGAGAUAAACACAGAUAAAUUGAAGCAGCAAGGAGCAAAUUGAGAUUUAGAACUACAAUUAUCUGGGCAUUCAAAUCCUAAAGUUCAUGCCAGUAAAUAGAAGCUCCUAUAGGUAUACAGCGAUCUUAUUGACUUUUCGAUCAGCUUAAUUAGGAAAUGAAAAUUUUAGUAAUUCAAUUGGUUGACUAUCUAAACUUUGAUCUUGUUGAUGAAAAUUUAAUUCUUCACCUUAUAAUUGCCUCACCUUCCUCUAUGUAUAGUAAAAGGAUUUUAAAAAAUCAGGUUUAGAGAAAUCUAGCUUACAUGCUUUUUUAU
Molecule: messenger RNA, 1316 nt
Organism: Nicotiana attenuata
Lineage: Eukaryota; Viridiplantae; Streptophyta; Magnoliopsida; Solanales; Solanaceae
Product: WAT1-related protein At1g09380-like
Exons: 7
Coding region: 1-1044 (347 amino acids)
Cellular component (GO): plasma membrane
Molecular function (GO): transmembrane transporter activity
Source: RefSeq, a predicted model, not a curated record